AUGUCGGUCGUCGGGGAUCCAUGGACGGUGCCCAUUGCCCCGACCCUGACGCGGAAGCAGCGGAGGGUUGAGCUUAUGCGAUCAGUACGAAGUCUCUUCUUCACCGGCGACUACUCCGACUGCACCAUCAUCUGCGGCAAUUAUGAGCUCCGCAUGCACAAGUCCAUCAUAUGUCCGCGCUCGCGUGUUUUUGCCGCCAUGUUCACCCAUGGGCUCAAGGAAAUAGAAACAGGGGUCGCGAGGCUCGACGACGAGGACCCAGAGGCGGUCCGCUCUCUUCUUUACUACAUGUACCACCUGGAUUACCCUUGUCGAGACUCGUCGGGCCUUGUCAAGGCGAACGAUGGCGAAUCGGAGGUCGGUGCCCCAGACCCUCUCAUGUCUCCAAGAAGCGAAUCGGUCAUGUACCCUGACGCACCCAAUCUCCUUCACCACUGCCGUGUCUACUGUCUAGCCGACAAGUUUGAUGUCGGCUCGCUGAAAUCUCUUGCCGCGGAGAAGUUCGAGGAGGAGGCUAUCAACUACUGGGAUCACCCGCUGUUUAUCGAAGCUGCACGGGAAGUGUACGCGACGUCGCCGACAAACGAUCUGGGCUUGCGGAGUGUGGUGGUUGCAACUCUUCAAGGCCAUCACCAGCUGCUCGAUACUCCAGGCGUGCAGGGGCUGUUGAGAGAAUCGCAGCUUGCUUUCGAUUUACUUAUGGACUCGCGCCGGAAAGGAGGUCUUUAUCAAUUUUGA
Molecule: messenger RNA, 738 nt
Organism: Clonostachys rhizophaga
Lineage: Eukaryota; Fungi; Ascomycota; Sordariomycetes; Hypocreales; Bionectriaceae
Source: the annotation of a GenBank genome assembly